UGUUGUUGUCAUGGCGGCGUUUCAAAUUGUUUACAAGCUUACACUAGACUUUAAAAAGUCAACCGUGUGUCUUAUGUUAAUUAUCAAUCAGUAAAAAACGUUACGUGCAUAGCUCAUUUAUUAUUUCUGUAUAAACCGUAACAAGUCGUAACAAGCGAUGCUUGAAUGGAGGAUGUUGGGAUUAACAUCAUGUUGACGGUCUUCACUUCGAAAGCAUAGUGAGCUUGCUAAUGCUAACUCUCGUUAGCAUUAAUACUUUAUAUUAAGCAUUGAUUCCUAUUUUUGACUGGAUUGGUGAUCAUAGUUUCUACAAUGAGUGCACAGUUCUUGCAGAGUGGUCCUGAGUCUUUCGUAGGACAGCAAAGUCAAGAGAGAGACUGGUUUGUUUUAGGUUCAACACGAAACCACAGUGAAUUAACUACUGGGAUGUCCCAAACCAAGCUUUUGUUCAACGAAGCCAUCACUGUAAGUACCAGCAACCGCGCCACCCAUGUCCGCCCGCCAGCCCCCAUCGUGAUAGAGAGGCUGCUGCCUCUGUCGGAGCAGCGUGAGACAGUGGACAGCACUAGAAGCUCCAUCAGCUUCACCUCUCUCUCAGAGGAGAGACUGCGAGCCGCAGUUCAACUGGCUAAACGAGAUCUGAGGAGAAGGCGUCUUGAGUCACUGACUAAAUCACCUGCCAAACCUUCUCAUGAUGCCUCCCUUCUUGAAACAAGUGAUUUAGAGCUACUUCAGGAGCUUGCAGCCACUCCGAGUAAGAUCAAGUUAAAGACCUCCAGUCCAAAACAGAAAAUAACGCGACCUAGAGUCAAAAUGUCAGUGCACACAUCGCAGAAGUACCCUGUUUCUCCUAUGCCUCCGACUGGCCAAUCGCCACCAACAAGAGACCUUGGCCUGAGAAGAUUUGAAGAAGUCAAACAAGCUCCUUUAAGCCAGGAGAUCUGCAAACUUCAGAAUGAGCUGGAAGUCUAUAUUCAGAAAGUAGAAGAGCUAGGCAAUAGAGGGGAAAAAAUAGAGGAUCAACUUGAGCCUGAAGAACAAAAUAAGUUGGAGUUGCGCAGACACAAGCAGGCAGCCCGAUCAGCGGGUGUCAUCUAUGUUCUGCAACAACAGGUAAAAGAGAUACAAGAAGAUAUCGAGAGACUACGCCGCCAGAAACUGUGGGACACGAAAAAGUCCAUGGCAAUAAGCAGGCUUGCAGCUGCCCACCGUGGGACACUCAGGGCUUUACAGGUUGUCAUCCAUCAGCUUUCAGAUUUAUCUCAUGGCAAAGUCCCCCCUUAUUACAAAGAGCUAGGCCAGCUGAUUCGACAGCUCUCUUUGUGCUCAGCCAACGUUGAAGUAGAACAGAGUUCAGCUGUGCCUAAGAUGGCCCUCAACAUCCUGCAGAAACUAGAGACAUUGGAUUCUGCCCUGAGUAAACAAGUGCUGCACGAAAAGAUGCAGGCCCAAGCAAGUCCUCCACACAGGAAGUCCCCUCAUCGCAGCAGGUCACCUACUCUUGCACCCAAGGGUCCCAGCAGGUCAACCGUGAGAGGGCCUCGCACACAAGCAAAUCCAAAAAGAUGUUCAGGUGGUAGGAGAUUGGCCUCACAGAAGCCAAAAACUACUUCUCUCCAGAUCCUGAACAGAAGAGAGGUGCUGAGAGUAGGUGUGGAGAGCCUCGCCCAGAGAGAUCUGCAGCGAAGACCUCAGUCCAACACCACCAGCAGGAAAGGAGCUGCUCUCCACUCUGAGAGAAGCAAGACUGACCUUCUGUUAAAGCGUAAUCACAAAGAGGAAGCAGGUUUCCAGCAGCCUACAGUCUCCUCUCAGCUCAGAGUGAACCAGCUGCCUCAAAAAGAGCGCUCUGUGCCCUGGAUCCCUACCUCCCCUCACUCUCCUCCCCGGCAGCAAUCCCCUCAAAGAAAAAGACCAGAGCCUCGAUGUCUCUUCUCUCCUGUGAAGCCUUCGCCCAGCCCUCCAAGACAGACGCUGGCCGGCAGUUCGGGAGCAGGGCCGGCCUUGAGCUCAGAAAAAAAGUGCCAAGCUCACAAUGAAGCUAUAAGGAACGCCUGGUUGGACAAGAUGACGAUGCAGAGACUGAAAGAGCUCAACCAGCUGAGUAAAGAAGAGGCUGAGCGCAUUCAGACAUUAAGGUCAGGUGCGAUCUUGCCUCAGAGACCCGAGCAGAUGGCCAGAGAUAGAAUCCAGCCUCUUCUGGAUGAAGCACAGAUUGGUGAGUCCAGGAACAGGAUCAGCUCCCCGCCGAGGAAUCAGCUGUCUGAGCAGCCUGCAGAAAGGGCAGCAGAGAGAGCUGAGCAGCUUAGUGAGGCGCUGCUGGAGGAUCUGUUGGAGGACACUGCACGGGCGGCGUGGGCGGCCGAGACAGACAGAAAAUUGGAGGGCACGGCCCAGUGUAGGAUGCAGGCCUCCACCCUUGAGAGCAUGCUGCUUCGUAUGGAGGAGAUACAGAGAGAUCAGGAGGACGUGAGGAGACGAAUUGCUUCAAUCACCUACUCAGACCCUCUUCACUGGGACCCACCAUCAGCAGCAGGACACCAGUGCAGUGCUCCGGGCUCGAGGCCAGCCUCUCCUCAGCCAAUUAGGCUCACAAGGCCGGUGCUGAGGCAGGGAUCUGCUGCAGAGAUUGUCCUAGAGAAACCCGUGGAGACUGGACAUAGUAUCCUCUCUGAGAACAGCCUUACAGAGGAGGCAUCCCAAGUUGAACGACAGCCAAGACCUAGCACCGUGUUCCCAGGCCCAGUGGAGAGGAGCAGGGGGACUGUUAUCUCUGUUCCAGGCAGCAUGCUGAGAAACAUCCGUGGGUACAGGGAGGACUAUGAGGCCUACCUGCGCGUUGUGUCUCACGAGGCUGUCGGCAGCUUCAACCCCUGGGCCAUUGCAGACAGCCUGGCAGAGGAGUUGCUGUCCGAGGCUCUGGCAGAUGUGGCAGCAGAGUUUCAAGAUGUUGUGGAGGAGUACGCCGAGGCCGUGUUCACCUCAGAGUUUCUUCAGCCGAUCCAGUCGCCUCCUGCUUCAGCUGCAGCUUUGGUCAGCCAAUAGGAUUUAUUAUGUAGCAUCAUGGAUGUAGCAGUUUUUUCUUUUUUUUUCAAAUGGCUAUAAUAUGUAUUUAUUUUUCAGGAUGUAAAUAUCAAAGAUCUAGAUCUAGUCAUUUUGUCGACGAGGACUGUGAAAAUUAGUCAUUUCUUUCUAUAUAAACAUUUUGGAAUUAAA
This is a messenger RNA of Eleginops maclovinus (Patagonian blennie), 3216 nucleotides long. Its product is annotated as KIAA0753 ortholog. The record is from RefSeq and is a predicted model, not a curated record. Gene Ontology annotation, cellular component: centriolar satellite. The transcript has 18 exons. Gene Ontology annotation, biological process: protein localization to centrosome; centriole replication. Bases 313 to 3045 code for a protein of 910 amino acids. Lineage: Eukaryota; Metazoa; Chordata; Actinopteri; Perciformes; Eleginopidae.